Messenger RNA from Penicillium odoratum, 831 nucleotides. Its product is annotated as J-type chaperone JAC1. The record is from RefSeq and is a predicted model, not a curated record. Gene Ontology annotation, molecular function: ATPase activator activity; protein-folding chaperone binding. NCBI's taxonomy places the organism in Eukaryota, Fungi, Ascomycota, Eurotiomycetes, Eurotiales, Aspergillaceae. Gene Ontology annotation, cellular component: mitochondrion. The transcript has a single exon. The coding region runs from base 1 to 831 and encodes 276 amino acids. Gene Ontology annotation, biological process: protein complex oligomerization; [2Fe-2S] cluster assembly.
AUGGCGAUGCGAUCGACCAGUCUGACUAGGCAAAUAUGCCGCCCAACGGUCUGGUCUCUCACAGCCUCAACACAUACCGGGCUGAAAAGUAGGAACCUACGCGAUGCGUGUACAGGCCACAUCCAGCCCGCUCAAGCUCCGGCUUUCGCUCCAACACGUUCGGUGACCGGAUUACCUGUACUAAACCGUCGAUAUGCCACUACCAAGUCUUCCACACAAUCCUUUGGUACUGGCGACACAGGUAUCACGGGCGCACCCGAUAUCACCGAUUACUACACCAUCUUCCCUCGCACAAUUCCCGCCGGCCCACCGCCAGCCUCAUCCUUCGAUAUUUCAAUUGGCGAUCUUCGUCGCGAGUUCCUGCAACUACAAAAUCUAGUCCAUCCCGACAAAUACCCCUCUGGCGAUGCGAAACAACACGCCGAGGCAAUAUCGGCCCGCAUCAACGAGGCCUAUCGCACUCUUCUGGACCCACUCCAGCGGGCACAAUAUCUUCUUCGCGAGUGGCACGGAAUCGAUGUCACUGCCGAAGAUGGGGCUUCGAAACACGCGCUUGACCCGCAGACCUUGAUGGAGGUUAUGGAGGUACAAGAGACGAUUGAGGAAGUCGGCGCGUCACCAGAGGCCGAGGCCGAGAUCAACGCGUUAAAGAAAGAAAAUGACCAGCGUAUUGAGGCUUGUGUCAAGUCUCUGGGUGAUGCAGUCGAUCAGGGCGAUAUUGAGACCGCGCGAAAAGAAUGCGUUCGGUUGCGUUUCUGGUACAGUGUGGGCGAGGGGCUGCGGGAGUGGGAGCCAGGUAGCACGGAGAUUAGACUGGUGCACAGCAGCUGA